AUUUAAUGACACUCUUUCUGUUUGUUGGUUGACUUAUGCUAUAGGUUGAUUGCUCAUUACACUGUAUGAUGUUUGUUACAUAAAUUGUUGACUUAUCAUAGUGGUUUUUUUAUUUUUAUCAGCCAGUGGUUGUUGUUUGAAAAAAAAAGGCUUAUUUUACAGCAGUUGGACUAGGAGGGUAUGGAGGCCCAAGCCAUGAGCGCAUGAAGUAUGCAAAUGAAAAAUGAUUUUUAUUUUUGGAGUUGGGUAGGUUCCUUGCUUGACUAUAGGUUUUUGGAUUUUGGUGUUGGAUGGCAUGAAGCGGAAGGGUGGGCGGCGAACAUGGUGCUGCUCCUUGGCAAUCCCUCCGUUGAGCCCCGAAGUCAGACAUUCCAAACCCAAACCCACCGUUUCGCUCCCAAACUCUCCCCACACUGUCAAAUCCGCUUUCCCCAUCGUCGCCCGGAUCUUGUCGCCGGGGAGAGUCUCUCCCAUUGACAACGAUCCCGCCCCCGCCGCCUCCAACCUCCGAUCCAACACCUUCCGCGCUCCCUCCCCGCCGGAGCCGCUGGAGGUCAGGCUGAACGUGCGAGGGAGGGACGGCGGGAGCGUCGUGCUGGAGGUUGACGCGGAGGUUCUGGGGGCGAACUCGGAGGUGUUUGCGGGUUUGAUAGCUGAUUGCAAGCGAGGUGGUGGUGGAGCCACCAUGGAGGUGGAGAACUUGGGUGUCUUCACUGACACUAUUCAGCUUAUGUUUGAAGAUGAGGAUCGCAUCACCAAGAGCCUCCUCAACUAUGGCGUUUAUCGCUCCAUUCACAUUUUGGAGGUUUCAGCUGGAAUUAUGUUCACUAAGGGCGUUCAUUGCUGUUUGAAGUACCUUGAGGCGGUUCCUUGGACUGAGGAGGAAGAAGAGAAAUUGAGGAGCUUGUUCUCAAGAUUUGAGUUCGAUGAUGCAACAACAAGAGACAUCUUAGGAAGACUAUACUUGCAUGACUCGGUAAAUUCCCAGCCAAACGUGGCCCAACAACUUGUUUGGUCUAUCAGCACUUGUGAGGAUGCAAAUGCCAGAAAUGAAAUGAAGUCACUAGUCAGGGGUCUUCUUUGUAAAAGCUCUGUGUAUGAGAAGAACCAUCGUGAUCUUAGCAAGAAGGAUCUAUAUGCUGUAUGCAACUCGUGCCUAGGUUCACUUAUCAGUCUCUUUGAGGAGGCAUCUGGCACCACUCCUCCUGAAAGGUUGAUGAAGAAAGAUGUGAGCAAGCCUCUAAUUGAGCGAAUAUCAAAACAAGUUGAUAACAUCAACUGGUUGCUGGAGAUUAUGCUUGAUGGGCAAGUGGCAGAGGACUUUGUGGACAUUUGGACACAUCAGCAACAACUUCUUAAAAUGCAUGACAUUGCGUCCCCUAUGAUCAGAUAUGAACUCAGUAGAGUGUCAGCAAUCCUAUUUGUUGCUAUGGGAACAAGAAAACUCCAAUGCCCUUUGGAAGCUAGAUCAGGGCUUCUCCAAGUAUGGUUUGGACCUAUGCUAUUGGACUUUGGUUGGCUUCAGAGAUGCAGAAAAGGGCUUGAUAUGAAGGCCUUGGAAGAGGCUAUGGGGCAGACACUUCUUACUCUACCUUUGAAGCAGCAGUAUGUGCUAUUUAUGGAAUGGUUUCGGCAUUUCUCAAGACAUGGCACUGAAUGCCCAAAUAUGAGCAAGGCAUUCCAAAUUUGGUGGCGCCGAUCAUUUUUAAGAGGCUCUGAGACUUAUGCCGUUGAAUCAAGAUGAAUGAUGGUACUGUGGUUUGUCAUUUCUAGUGUGUGUAGAGUUGGAAUUAAGUGAGAGAUUCUGAAUUAUUUGAACCGAAUAACGUAGAUAAGUAGGAUCAUUAUCUUACCAGCUUCAUGACUAACUCUUAUCAAAUUGUUGUUGUGGACAAAAAAAUGGAUUUUGGAUUCAUUCAAUGCUGAUUGCUGAGAAGAUAUUCCAGCUGGAAGAGGGAUGUGUUAAUAUAGCAAACCAACCUCAACCUGCAUUGAGUCAAGAGCUGUGACUAGAUUGUAUUUCUAAUAAUAUAUUUAUUUUUAAGAUUUGUACCCAAUCAUUUGUUGAGAUAAGUUAUGAGAGAUAGGUAUGAAGAUGGCGUAUA
Messenger RNA from Cajanus cajan (pigeon pea), 2105 nucleotides. NCBI's taxonomy places the organism in Eukaryota, Viridiplantae, Streptophyta, Magnoliopsida, Fabales, Fabaceae. The record is from RefSeq and is a predicted model, not a curated record.